CUUCGACUCCUUAAAAUGACCACGCGGCCGCAAAUCUGUCAUCUGUCCCCUACAUCUUCCCCGGUGAAGCGACGACGCGGGAUUGCUCUCUGCCGACGAUGGGUAGGCGACGGAGGCGCGGUCCUCCAGCUAUGGGGCUAAGGACGAAUUCAUCCUACUGCUCCGGAGGGGUCAAUCACCAGUAUAGCUGCCAAACUGGGGAAUCACGGACUAAUGCUGCUGCUGUUGGAGACGCCCUCAGGCUUUGCAAUUCUAUCUUUUGAUGGGGCCCAGCUCUACCUACCAGGCGCCUUAUAAAAUAUCUGGUCAAACUUCGGAGGAGACUAUAUGGCACGAUAUAGCCGGGAGACGAGUUCGUGAACGAGGAACCUGUUGAGUACGCUUACGAGGAUCAAGCUUUCGACAACUCUGAGAACCUUGCAGAUUGUUUGGCUCAAACAAUUCAAAACCUUUGAGGACAAGUCCCGUGCCAUUAGGUUUGAUACUGGUGUUGACAGAAAACUUUCUAAGAUGAUCAUGAAGUGGCGCCGUCCUGGGCAGAUGAUAGCUGUUGGGAAACCCGAGUAUAAAACAAUAAUAGAAAGGAGCUUGGGUAUACCCUGCCUUUUUGAUGAAAUUGUGAUGGAGGUAAUGUGGGGUGUGAAGAAUAUCAUGCAUAGUUUAGUGCCUGAAGAAAAAUCAGAACUUACUUGGGAGGACCGCCUCCCCAUGAGCCAAGGACUAAAAAUGUUCUUGACUCGCAAAGGCUUUGAUGUCAAACCAGAGAUGGUUAAUGAGCGCAUUGUUUUGUCAGCAUGUGCCUUGUAUGAUUGCGAUUUUAUUGAGAAGAAACAUUACACAUCUUUGAAACGUGCUGGUGAGGACCUUAAGGAUGUGUCUGGCAUUAACGCCCAGGAUUGGAGCUUACUGAAACUUGCAACAGCUCUGAUGAUUAUAUGUUUUUCUGAAGAAGAAGUUCUAGUUGGUGAUCCGAAAGAGAUGUUUACAGUUGACGAGCUGUCGAAGUUCCAGGAUGACUCACAGAAAUACAAUGACAAGAUCUCAAAGUACCCAUGCUGGAGAAUCUACGAAGAAAUAGUGUGUGCCUAUGAAGCAAGAGCAGCAAAUAAAAUACUAUUGGCCUCCUUUUUUAAGGAGGCUACAGAAGCACAUGAAGAAGCUCAUAAGACUACCUGAAACCGCUCUUGAGGUUAUAUGUCAUUGUAGGUUGGAAACUGUAAGCAUGUUGGAUAAAUAGUACUCCCUCCGUAAAGAAAUAUAAGAGCAAUGAUGCAGACCAAUUCUUUACGGAGUGAGUAUAAUGUUUCUUCUAUCCUUGAUGCAGAUAAGUGCAUUGGUCUUAUUAUAAUAGAUGAGCGCACUGGAAGCCACUCUCAUGAGAUGAGCACUUUAGUCGGUAUUCUAAAUCUGAUGAACAGGUCACGACACUUUUACGAGCAAGCAGGUCAUGCUCCAUUUUAUGAGCAAGGUCACACGCCGGUUCGAGUUUUUUUUAGAAAUACCGUAAUAUUCAGGUUUGAGAUUUUUUUAUGUCACAUUUGAGAUGUUUAGGUGUCUUGUUGAUUAUGUUUUUAAUUUGAAAGACCCUAGCUAAUUAUUUGGAGUUGGUUUUUUAGACCCUAGGUCAAUAAGGAUUACCCUAGUGAUCUCCAAUGUAACUUCCUCAAUAUUUGUGUUGGAUGAUUUUGUACACCCUCAAUAAGUACCCUAGUAAUUUAUUUCUCUUCA
This is a messenger RNA of Triticum aestivum (bread wheat), 1728 nucleotides long. RefSeq lists its product as uncharacterized. Gene Ontology annotation, cellular component: small-subunit processome; box C/D methylation guide snoRNP complex. The coding region runs from base 511 to 1176 and encodes 221 amino acids. The record is from RefSeq and is a predicted model, not a curated record. NCBI's taxonomy places the organism in Eukaryota, Viridiplantae, Streptophyta, Magnoliopsida, Poales, Poaceae. The transcript has 8 exons. Gene Ontology annotation, molecular function: snoRNA binding.